Messenger RNA from Alternaria atra, 4944 nucleotides. RefSeq lists its product as uncharacterized. Gene Ontology annotation, biological process: protein O-linked glycosylation. The transcript is spliced from 3 exons. The coding region runs from base 1 to 4944 and encodes 1647 amino acids. The record is from RefSeq and is a predicted model, not a curated record. Lineage: Eukaryota; Fungi; Ascomycota; Dothideomycetes; Pleosporales; Pleosporaceae. Gene Ontology annotation, molecular function: glycosyltransferase activity; protein binding.
AUGACUAUGGUUCGGCAAUAUCCCCCGCAACCGCCGCCGCAGCUUCCCUCGACCGUGGCCUACAACAACAUCGCACCUGCCCCGUCACACGCCUCGUUCCUCAGCAAUGACGCCAACAUCGACGGGCAUAGUAUCGGCCAGUACGCGAGACCGCAGCAGUACGCCCAUCCGCUAUCGAGACAUAACUCCUACGGAUCGCAGCCCUCCGAAUCUGGCCGCACACCCAAACCUGCAGAGCACAUGCUUCGCCGUAAGACGCCCAACGGAAUCUUGGCAGCUGCGUAUGACGGCACAUCUGUUGAGAAGAACGGAGAGCCACAUGCAACCAAACACAUCCUCCUUCCUGUAACAGCUGAAUCAAAGUUACCAUACGGUGUCAAGCAGGAUCUUCCUCUUCGCGCCCCAGGUGUCAACAGUGGCCUAGGACACAAUCCACAGGACACGUUGGAAUGGAGUCCCAGUCGCUACUUCGAGACCGGGACAGGGCUUCCGAGCCAGCAUCUACCACAGAUUGACUCCAUGCUUAAUCAAAUUCCUCCAUUGCAACCACUUCUACCCUAUCAGAUGUAUGGCCAUCCCUUCUGCGGACCAAUGGGCCCACCAUUCCAGACGCCGUUAAAUCCAACUGUUUCCAACGACCAAGGGCCUUUUGGACCGUAUUGGCAUGACGGCACCUAUAUCCCAUAUCGGCCUGCUGCUAUGCGGGAUCCUCGCUUCCUACAUCAUCCCAGCCAUAAUUGGAGUAACCCACACAGUAACGCCUUCAACAGCCACCCCUACAAUGCCAUGUCCAACUAUACUCACUAUCAGCAAAAUCCUGUUCACCUAGAUUAUGGUCAAGGCGCCUACAACCAUGCAAGAAGGCCCUCAGUAGACUUUCCAUCCUACGGGCAGCCUCAAAAUCAUGUCGCGUUAGACUACCAGAAUCAGUCACUUCCUCCGCCGCUUACACAACGUCCCCAGGACUUUCUGAACUCUGGCCAGACAACACCAGUGGCGGAGUAUGCACCCGUCAUACCGAAUGACGAGUAUGGGCUACAGUCACCUAAUGGGCAGAACCGAGAGAAGGUGUUUGCUUGGGCCCACGCGGUAUAUGUCGAUCUUCUCAGAUACCUUCAGUCAACACGCAAAUCAAACUCCCAAAACGCCCAUGGUCGCACACACCACAGACCACACAUUUAUCCAAAGCCACCACGGCAACCUGGACUUAGUCUUUCGAGUCCUUCUGCUAGUGGCAUGCCAUCUCUGGAACGGCGUGUCUCAUAUCCUGUUCCCACCCUAUAUGCCUCUCAGUCCAGAGCAGAGUUCCCAUCCAGGAGACCCGCGAUGCCGCAUUCGCGUUCGUUGUCCGCCUGGUCAAUAGGCGGUUCAGAUGUGAAUAGUCAAUCUUGGCAAGGCAUGUCGCCACAACACCCCAUGUUACCCUCAGUAUCAGGCAUGGAGCCACCACGUACCCUGCGGCGAAUAUCCGGCUCGGUCUCCAGUGCUCACCAGAACCUCCGCCAGGGCCUGCCUCCGAGCAUGACGGCUGCCUCAGCACUCGAAGCAAUCACCAAGCAUUGCGAAGAGAGCAAGUGGAGUUGGAUAGAUGGCAUUCUUCUAGGUGGAUGUCUAGCAUAUGCGCUAGGUGACUACCAAAAGGCUCAAGACUGGUACAAGCAUAUCCUUACGUUGGAUAAAGAUCAUGUGGAAGCAAUAUCUAAUCUUGCAGCUACUAUGCUUGCUCUCCAACAGAAGCGUGAAGCAGAAGAAUACUGGAGACGCGCAGUCAAACUUCGACCCAGCUAUUUCGAGGCCGUUGAACAUCUGAUUGGCUUACUUUGCAGUGAUCACAAAGGGCGUGAAGCUGUUCAGGUUAUUGAAGAAGUCGAACGCCAAUUGAGAUUCGCCAAGAGGGCCGAUGCUUUGAAGAGCCUCGAAGCCGAAAGCGAACGUGCGGCCUCUGAAUUGAGCGAGUCAAGCGUGUCGGAAGCAUCGGAUCGACCCGUCUUUGAGUUUGAGGGGGAAGAUGAGGCUGUCUUCAAGGAUUUGGAUGAGCUUCCUGGCUCGGAUCAACCAGGCUUCGGUUCAAGCGGAUACGCUGUUGCUGGUUGCGACAACGGUCGCGUUCUAGCUUUGGUGCAUGCCAAGGGCAAUAUGUUGUACGCUCUUGGUGACAAUGCUGGUGCUGCCAGAGCUUUUGAGAAUGCGGUUCUCAUCGGAGCUGGAUCCCACCCUAACGGUAUUGAUGGCCUCAUUAGACGCAUUCUUGCUGUUGUUGGGUAUGAUGUGUCGGAACGCUCUCCAGGCGGUCGUCGUAUGUCUCCAUCAUCUGAUCCGAUCUUGUUACCGCCGGAUGCGGCUACCAGGACAGCUCAGCUUUGCUUCCAACCGCACGGCCAACUCCCUGGCCUUAAACACGUUCCCAGCGAAGGACUCUCCAGGAAAGCUGCCAUAUCGACUACAAGCAACUCUUUGCUGUCAUUAGCGAAGAUUUUCCAGGACGGUAUGGCAACUAAUUCACCCAAAACUACCGUGUACCAAAGCAACUAUGGUGUGCGAGAGAUUCUAGCCCUCUACUAUCUGUCGCUCUCAUUGCAACCCAGUCCGUCGACAGCGAACAACGUAGGCAUACUCCUCGCUAGCGUACAGCAGUCCGCGCCUUCCAAGGCCAGUCCAAUGUCUCAUGCUUUCGCACAUCCUCAAAUUCCUGGAUUAGUCCCCGGCAGUGGAGUAGCUCUUGCGCUUGCGUACUACUAUUACGGACUUCAAUUGGACCAGUCCCAUGCACAUCUCUACACAAAUCUCGGAAGCCUUUUGAAAGAUAUUGGACAACUGGACUACGCAAUAAACAUGUAUGAACAUGCUGUCAAGUGUGAUUCGAACUUUGACAUUGCUCUUGCCAACCUCGCCAACGCUGUCAAAGACAAAGGUCGAAUCGCCGAUGCCAUCCAUUACUACAAGAAAGCCGUGAAAUCUAGUCCAGACUUUGCCGAAGCUGUCUGUGGGCUUGCUAACGCUCUCAAUUCUGUCUGCAACUGGGCUGGUAGAGGUGGUAUUGCCGAAGACGGUGGAUCAAGAGAUCGUUGGCAUGUCAACGAUAGCAGCAUGCUUCUAGAUGCUAGGAUUCCUGGUGCGUCAAGUUCAGGUUGGAUUCACAAGGUUGUGAAACUGGUUGAGAAGCAACUUGCCGAUGGUGAGGAUUGGGGGCGAGGCAUGAUGAAUGAACAGUUCAUUCAGGAUGUUAUCCGUCCCUUGUCUCUGACAGGAAGCGCACAAGAUGUGAAAGAGCAGGAGACCAGCAUGGUGUCAGUAUUGCACAAGUGGAAGGGUCAAAAGUGGGAGGGCGCUCGCAUCGUGCGACUUGUUGAGCGUGCUAUACGAUGGAUGACCUGGCAAUGGUACCAGGAUCGCUACAUCACUGGGACACAGCGACCACCAGCAUCCUAUAAGAGGCCCCAACUGCCGGCGGCCUUGACAGUACCCGCAGCACCUACUGUGCUCCCCUUCCACACAUUCACAUGCCCCAUGUCAGCUAAACAGAUUCGUCUCAUCUCGCAACGCAACGGCCUCCGCAUCUCUACUUCGACGCUAAGGCUUCCUUGGCUACCACCGACUGUCUAUCAGCCUCCUGCGCCGCCACAACCGUAUUUAAAGGUCGGUUACGUAUCGUCGGAUUUCAACAAUCAUCCAUUAGCCCACCUAAUGCAGUCGGUUUUUGGCCUCCACAACCCAGGCAGAGUGAAGGCAUACUGUUACGCUACCACAGCGAGUGACGGAUCGGAGCAUCGUAAGCAGAUUGAGAGAGAAUCGCCUGUUUUCUAUGAUGCCAGCAGCUGGUCAGCGGAACGACUCGUCCACCAGAUAACUCACGAUGGCAUCCACGUCCUUGUUAACUUGAAUGGUUACACUAGAGGCGCGCGGAACGAAGUUUUUGCUGCCCGUCCUGCGCCUAUUCAGAUGGCUUUUAUGGGUUUCGCAGGCACUCUAGGCGCUGAGUGGUGUGACUAUCUGCUUGCUGACGACACCGCUGUACCUCCGGACACGCUCCGACAAUGGCGCCGUAACAUUGACCUCCAAGACGCCCUCGUCGACGACAAUAGCGGUGGUACGGACGAAGAUUGGAUAUACGGAGAGAACAUUGUCUUCUGCCGAGAUACCUUCUUUUGUUGUGAUCACCGGCAAAGUGCCCCGGACUCGCAAGGACGCCAGCCUAACUGGGAAGAAGAGCAACAACGAAGGUGGGCCAUGCGUAAAGAGAUCUUUCCGAACCUCUCGGACAAUGCAAUCAUUCUUGCAAACUUUAAUCAGCUGUACAAGAUCGAGCCUACUACGUUCCGUACCUGGUUACGCAUUCUCGAAAAGAUACCCAAUGCAGUCCUCUGGCUCUUGCGGUUCCCCGACCUUGGCGAGACGAAUCUUAAACAAACUGCUCUUCUCUGGGCAGGUGCAGAGGUCGCAAGUCGCAUCAUGUUCACCGACGUCGCACAGAAACAUCAACAUAUCUCUAGGGCCCGUGUUUGCGAUCUCUUCCUCGACACACCAGAGUGUAAUGCACACACAACUGCUGCCGACGUUCUCUGGUCGGGAACACCACUGCUUACGUUGCCACGCUACAAGUACAAGAUGUGCUCUCGCAUGGCAGCUUCGAUUCUCAAGGGUGCGCUACCGAAGACGCCGGCUGGUGCGCAAGCCGCAAAAGAACUCAUCGCUAGCAACGACGAUGAAUACGAAGCCAUGGCUGUUCGCCUUGCACGCAACUGUACCUACAAUGGUCACCGAGCCCAAGGCCGUUUGAGUGAGCUUCGCCGCAUGCUUUACGAAUCACGCUGGACAAGUCCGCUUUUCGACACCCGACGAUGGGUCAGGGACCUAGAAGACGCUUAUGAGAUAGCAUGGAAGAAGUGGGAGAAGGGCGAGGGUGGCGACAUCUGGUUGAAACUCGAACAACCUUCGCGCGCUUAG